Messenger RNA from Brugia pahangi, 234 nucleotides. The record is from the annotation of a GenBank genome assembly. NCBI's taxonomy places the organism in Eukaryota, Metazoa, Nematoda, Chromadorea, Rhabditida, Onchocercidae.
AUGGGAACUAUUAAUACUUUCAACUUUUAUCCGGAAGCGAUUGAUAAGGCUGCAACAAAAGCAAAGGAAGCUGCCUGCUCAGCAACCGAAACGAUUAAACACAAAAUAUCGGAUGCAGCACUUAAUUUGAAAGAUAAAGCAUCAGAUAUUCUGGAUCAGGUUGAUACAGCCACCAGUCAUCAGUCCGAAGCACUACUGAAAAAGUCGCAAGAAAUUGAAAGUACAAAAACCUAA